Molecule: messenger RNA, 3289 nt
Organism: Ceratotherium simum simum (southern white rhinoceros)
Lineage: Eukaryota; Metazoa; Chordata; Mammalia; Perissodactyla; Rhinocerotidae
Gene: SERPINB12
Product: serpin family B member 12
Biological process (GO): negative regulation of endopeptidase activity
Molecular function (GO): serine-type endopeptidase inhibitor activity
Source: RefSeq, a predicted model, not a curated record
ACAGGCUGUAGGGCUCAACUGUCCCCUCCUCUGUGUGAUAUUGAAUUGACUUCAUCAAAGCACAACUUUAGCUGGGGACAGUCCUCACUGGCUUCCAGACUGUCAUCGGUUUCACGAUGGAUUCUCUCAUUGCAGCAAACACCAAAUUUUGCUUUGAUCUUUUCCAAGAGAUCAUCAAAGUUGAUUGUCAUAAAAACAUCUUCUUCUGUCCUCUGAGCCUCUCGGCUGCCCUUGGCAUGGUUCGACUGGGGGCCAGAAGUGACAGUGCACAUCAGAUCGACCAGGUACUGCACUUCGAUGAAUUUUCCCAGAAUGAAAGCAAAGAACCUGACCCCUAUCUGAAAAGCAACACGCAAGCGCUGGUUGACAGCUCUCUGGAAGUGCAGAAAGAAACAACAGGGUCUCUGACUCUGCAGACCGAGUCUUCAGGAGAUGAGUGUGCACUGCUCAGCUGCUGCUUCGGGCAGCUUCUCAGCAAAUUAGACAGGAUCAAAGUUGAUUACACCCUGAGUAUUGCCAACAGGCUUUACGGAGAGCAGGAAUACCCCAUCUGUCCGGAAUACUUAGAUGGUGUGAUUAAAUUUUACCACACGACGAUUGAAAGUGUUGAUUUCUGGAGAGACACUGAAAAGUCCAGACAAGAGAUUAACUUCUGGGUUGAAUCUCAAUCCCAAGGUAAAAUCAAGGAACUCUUCAGCAAGGACGCUCUUACCAAUGCGACCGUGCUGGUGCUGGUGAACGCUGUUUACUUCAAGGCCAAAUGGGAAAAAUAUUUUGACUGUGAAAACACAGUUGAUGCAUCUUUCUCUCUAAAUGAGAAUGAAAAGAAGACUGUGAAGAUGAUGAAUCAAAAGGAUCUAUUUAGAAUUGGCUUCAUAGAGGAGCUGAAGGCACAGAUCCUUGAAAUGAGGUAUAUCAAGGGGGAACUCAGCAUGUUCAUCCUGCUGCCAUCUUGCUCUGCAGAUAACGUGAAGGGCCUGGAAGAGCUUGAAAGGAAUAUCACCUAUGAAAAAUUAGUGGCCUGGAGCAGUUCAGAAAAUAUGUCAGAAGAAAGAGUAGCUGUCUCCCUUCCCCAGUUCACCCUGGAAGACAGCUAUGAUCUCAAUUCUAUUCUACAAGACAUGGGCAUCACGGAUAUCUUUGAUGAAACAAAGGCUGAUCUGACAGGAAUCUCUCGAAGUCCCAAUUUGUACCUGUCCAAAGUUGUCCAUAAAACCUUUGUGGAGGUGAAUGAAAAUGGCACACAGGUAGCUGCAGCCAGUGGAGCUGUCGGCAUGGAAAAGGGCACACCAUCCUGGGUGACGUUUAAUGCCAAUCAUCCUUUUCUCUUUUUCAUUAGACACAACAAAACCCAAACCAUUCUCUUCUAUGGCAGGGUCUGCUCUCCUUGAAAGGAGCACACUGUCUAAUACUUGGGAGCUGGAAGAAAAUGGCAAUGUAGUCUUCCCCUGGUAUAACAUGGGAAUUUGCAUUUUUGCUAAUAUCUAAAGCUGGCUGAAUCCCAUCACAGCUCCAGGCUCCCUUUCUCCAGCCAUUGGCCAGCACUUGUCCUGAUCUUUCUCUCACCCUGUAGGUGAUUUUCAUCUAAGUCCGUUAGUAUCAAAAGACCCUUGCUCCCUCCCUAAACUUUCACCACCCUAAGCUUUCAAGCAUAUAAAUUCACCCUCUGUGACCUGAAGGUUGACAUAAUUGAGAAUCAUAUUGACUAUAAGUUACCUACCUCCUUAUGAGGGAAUUCUGAAAGUUCAAGUCAUUCGACCACUUCUAGGAGAUGGCAAACUCAGAAUGAACAUGGUGGCUAGAGAAAAUGUUUAAAUGGAAUGUGUUUUGGAAACUCAGCUAUGAAAUAUGGGAGUUAAAAUCAUGGCCCAUCAUUGGGCAACAUAUCUUGCCUCUUCUUCUUCCACCAUCUUUAACUGCGGGGAAGAUGUUCUGUGAGGUGCUUCCUUACUUGGGAGAAAGUAGGGCUUGGGGUGGAUUUAGGUGAUAGUUCAAGGAUGUAGGACUGCCUCAGCCAGCACUCACUUUCACAGAGCAGGAGAAUGGUAUUUGUCUUGAGAAUUUGACAUUGACCCAGUAGACUGGCAAGUGGAUUUAAAAGAGAUUAGUCUCAGUUUUCCUUAUUGAGUCUCCUAGGGCAUCAGCAUGAAGCACUUCCCUCUGUCUCUUCCUCACACUCUUCCUCAGAGAAUUCUCACCUGUAGUUACUCCUAAAUAUUCCAAAUGUGAGGUGGGAGAGAAGCACUGCCCUCACUGUGGACCACUGGGCUCCUCAUUCCCCUCUCUCUGUACUCUGGCCACAUGGACCUAUUUGUCCUUCCAGAGGCCUCAUGCUUGGUCGUGUCCUGAGAGUAGGCCUGAGCUUGGGCAUGAUGCACGUGGAAAUCCUUGUCAGGAAGGCUGUUGGCUUCAUAUCAAGCUCUAGUCUACUGAAAGCCUGAUGCUGGAGUGUUCAAGACUCUAGGACCUGGGACCUUUGUUCUCUGAAAUGUGGGUCUGAGUUCUUGAUCUCUGCCUUAGCUGAAUGCUCUGGAAUGACCACUGACAUGCCUAACUGGAGGAAUUGGUCAGUCUCUCUUCUGUGGAGGUGAAUUUCUGGUCUUGGUUGUAGCCCGGUUUCUCUGCCCUGCCCUAAGACAGUCCUCCUCCCAGUUGCCACUGUGUUGGUUAAGUGUGGCUGUAGCCGUUUUUGCAGGAGAAGGUAGGUAAACUUCACCUGCUCUCAUGCUGGCUGCCUCCCCCCAGUUCUCCUCUACACUAGCGUUUUCUUUGUGCUGUGAGAGAGAAGUUCCACAUUCUUCGUACAAACUUCUCAUUGUCGAAGCUUGUUUAUGGUAUAAAAAAUUUCUCAUUGGUAAUAUGAAGCAGUUCGAAGCAGUUCUUCUAAGUUUUUUACCCAGAAUGCAUGUCCCAUGGGUCAAAUUUAUCUCAGAUAAUCAAAUACUUAGUCUCUCCUAUGGUACCUUUUGGGGUUGACGUUUUGAGGGCUGAUUCCAUGCUGAUGUGGCAUCAUUGCUGGGCACUGAGGUGGGUAACUGUGACCUAUAUAUAGGUCUGGCAUUGAAUGACAUUGCUUAUGUUCUAAUGCUUUUCCUUGAUAAACACAUUUUCUCAUUUUUAAUGGGAUUUUUCAGAAUUUUAAUCACGAGGGGAAAAUGUAUCUAUUUACAGUAAUGAGAAAGAAUGAGAUUCUUAAAUCUUUCUAUAAAUCAGUAAACAUAGUCUUUACUAAUCUUUGAUUGAUUAAAAUGUUUCUUCUUAGUGAAUAAAGCACUUUUGUCAUGAGUUA